Messenger RNA from Manduca sexta (tobacco hornworm), 2374 nucleotides. RefSeq lists its product as uncharacterized. The transcript is spliced from 15 exons. The record is from RefSeq and is a predicted model, not a curated record. Lineage: Eukaryota; Metazoa; Arthropoda; Insecta; Lepidoptera; Sphingidae. Bases 230 to 2293 code for a protein of 687 amino acids.
CUGACUGUCAGAAACAUAAUUUUAGUUGUCAAUCGUUUCUCGUACUAACGAUUGAUUUGUUUAGCAGAUUUGAUUAUCAGUGUAAUUUUAUAUUCGGUUGCAUUUAAAGUGGGCGGAUACGUGUAUUUUUGUUUACUAAAAAAAAUUACAUUGUGGUUAAUGUAAAGGUGAAAAAUAAAAUUGAAAGGUGGUGCGUUGAGUUUUGUGUACACGUUAGAGAAGUGGUCGGAUGACAGUGAUGGUGAAAAGAUGGUAUCGCUCCAGAAGAUACCAGUUCGUGAUAUUCGUCGUGAUUGUUUUUUGUUUUAUAUAUUACAUCAGUCUGAACGACAGCCUCCAUAGGGAGCCAGACCUCGACAUCACCAGAAGCUCUGUCGCACAGUUUACAAGUCGCACGGUAGCGGGUAAUAAUACAAUGACUGAACCAAACAAUAUUAAUGACAGAAAUUCAGUGAUUGAAUACAUUGAGAAUCGUCUUCAAGAGUCUUUGAAGGAGGACAAAGGGACAGGAUGUGAUAUACCCCAUCUAGACCCGUUCGCUAAAGAGGUGACUCAGUUCGACAAGGUGCUGCCCAAAGUGGUCUGCGAUGGCCGGGAUUGGGUAAAAUGUUAUCUAUCAGAAUGCAAAGUUGUCCCGGAAAUCCUGGCGACGACCAGGGACAUAGUGUGCACGUACUGGGACAUUAUACACAAGAGCGACAAGGAACAUUAUCUGGGAGCCCCGCGGGACGUGAAGGAUGAUGAAGUGUACGUGUUGGAGAAGAGCGAUCAUGUUAAGAUCAAAUGUAUUGGGACACAUUUGAACAGCAUGCUUCAUUCAAAAUGGACGGGUCAUUCUCUGGGUUUCCGUACGACCGUGGUCCGCAAGCCGCCGCCGCCAGGCAGAGAGAAUACGAUCAACAUACUCAUAUUUGGCUUCGAUUCCACGUCCAAGAACGGGUUCAUACGAAGAAUGCCGAAGAGCUACGAGUUUCUCACGAAGGAGUUGGAAGGCAUUGUUUUGCAGGGUUACAACAUCCUUGGCGACGGGACGCCGGCGGCCUUGUUCCCGAUACUGACCGGGAAGAACGAGCUGGAGUUACCUGACGUGAGGAAGAAGAUGAAAAACAACGGCACCAUGGACAUGAUGCCGUUCAUCUUCUACAAGCUGAGAGAUGACGGAUAUCGAACCGCGUACUUCGAGGACAUGCCGUGGAUAGGCACGUUCCAGUACCGCUUCAAUGGGUUCAAGCAUCAACCUGCCGAUCACUACCUGCGCUCGUUCUACCUUGAGGAGUCCAGCAGCGGCAAGAAGUGGUGGAAGGGCGGCUCCAACAACAAGUACUGCAUCGGAGACACUCCUCAGUACAAGAUGAUGAUGAACAUCACUGAGCAGUUCCUAAGUCUGGACGGCAAGAAGUUCUGCUUCACAUUCAUAGCGGACAUCACGCAUGACGACUUCAACAUGAUCUCCACUGCUGACGAGCAUACGGUGGAGUUCCUGCAGGCGCUGAGGGACCAGGGAAGGUUGCGGGAUACCUUGCUGUUCGUCAUGGGCGACCAUGGGCCGAGAUACGCCAAAGUCCGCGAUACACUACAAGGCAAGCUCGAAGAGCGUCUGCCAUUCAUGACGAUCGUCCUCCCUGAGACCCUGCGAAGGUCUAGGCCAGAGGCCCUGGACGCCCUGAAGCAUAAUGCCCACGUGCUGACCACUCCACACGAUAUCCACGCCACUGUCCUCGAUGCUAUGGACCUGCAGAGGUACUGGAACCCUUACAAGGUCAGGGGAGCAGAUCUGGCGCGAGGAUUGACGCUUUUUGAGCCUAUACCAAAGAACAGAUCGUGCAGCGAGGCGGGGAUCGAACCCCACUGGUGCACGUGCCUGCGCUGGCUCAACGUGUCCGACGCCGACCCGCUCUAUCAUCGCGCCGCACGCGCCGUCGUCGACUACAUCAACUCGCUCACCGAGCCUGUCCGGUCGCUGUGCGCGGUCCGUUCCCUCCUGGAGGUCUCGUGGGAGAGCCGCUGGCGCGCGAACAGUCGGCUGCUGUCGUUCGUGGAGGCGCGCGACGCGGACGGGUACGUGGGGCGGUUCGGCGCGGGGCUGCGGCCUGACAAGGAGCACUGGCAGGUUAAGAUCGCAGUAGGUCCCGGUCGAGGCGUGUACGAAGCUUCCAUGACGUACACGAAGAAAGAAGAUAAGUUCUUGGUGAAUGCGCGGGACAUAUCAAGAACUAACGCAUAUAAUAAUGAACCGAGCUGUAUAAGCGCAACGCAUCCGCACUUAAACAUGUUCUGCUACUGCAACGGAUGAGCGCAACUGUUGCAGCAACACACCACGCAACAACACUACGCAACACACCGGUGAAAGUAGCGACGUAUUAACGAAUUAAAA